AUGUCUUCUUCAGGUGAUACUCUGACACCACAGCAUCUCCGUGGAAGUCCCGUUGGAACAAGCUCUGAAAGCACGAGGGUUCAACGUCUCCUUGACAAUCAACGCAGUGGAUUAUCUGUCAAUUCAAACAAACACAAUAUACGGCCCACUACCCUCGACUCUCUCCUCAAGUUGAAUCCAUCGGGGUUAGUGGAUUUUUCUAAAGAUUAA
Messenger RNA from Rodentolepis nana, 210 nucleotides. NCBI's taxonomy places the organism in Eukaryota, Metazoa, Platyhelminthes, Cestoda, Cyclophyllidea, Hymenolepididae. The record is from the annotation of a GenBank genome assembly.